This is a messenger RNA of Manis pentadactyla (Chinese pangolin), 704 nucleotides long. RefSeq names its product translocase of inner mitochondrial membrane 10 (gene TIMM10). The coding region runs from base 192 to 464 and encodes 90 amino acids. The transcript has 3 exons. Gene Ontology annotation, biological process: protein insertion into mitochondrial inner membrane. Lineage: Eukaryota; Metazoa; Chordata; Mammalia; Pholidota; Manidae. Gene Ontology annotation, cellular component: mitochondrial inner membrane. The record is from RefSeq and is a predicted model, not a curated record.
CGAGUCAGAAUCAAAGAAGAGGAGGGACUUCCCUCUCGGAAGUGACCUGCGUGCUUUCUCCAUAGCCUGUGUGGGUGCUGCAUGAACUUCUCGUGUUUGCCCGAAGUUGGAGACACCGGGGGUAUUGUGACCGGCCCUAGGCCGUGGACUAGGAGGCCAGAAGCGCAUCGCCUCCACGGAGCAGGGCUGAGAUGGAUCCGCUCAGGGCCCAGCAGCUGGCUGCAGAGCUGGAGGUAGAGAUGAUGGCUGAUAUGUACAAUAGAAUGACCAGUGCCUGCCACCGGAAGUGUGUGCCUCCCCACUACAAGGAAGCAGAAUUGUCCAAGGGCGAGUCUGUUUGCUUGGACCGGUGUGUCUCCAAGUACCUGGACAUCCAUGAGCGGAUGGGCAAAAAGUUGACAGAGUUGUCUAUGCAGGAUGAAGAAUUGAUGAAGAGGGUGCAGCAAAGCUCUGGGCCCGCGUGAGGUCCCAGACAGUAGACACCCAAGGUGCACUGCCCCUUCCCACUUGUCUAAUAAAAGUGGCCCCAUUGGGUGUCUUCUGUGAAGACUGCCAGGCCUAGGUUCUCCCUGGAGCGUCUCCAGGGACCUAGACUAUGGCAGAGCUCCCUCCUGGUCAAAGAAGGGGUAUUUGUCACACUGGAAUGCGGCAGUAUGUAUGUGUAUGUGUGUAUGUAUAUAUUAAAACAAAUUUGUUAGCACCUA